AUGUGUGAGACGAAGGCAGCAGAAGUAGUUCAAACCAUUGGGGCUAGAAAAGAAGGAAGUGAUAUGGUCAUAUGGAAGCCGAAUGACAAUGGAGAUUUCUCAACUUCAAGUGCUUGGGAUAUUGUAAGGGUGAGGAGUCCAAAGAUUCCUUGGAUGAAAUGGAUAUGGCAUAAAUUUCUACCCAAAAAAGUGUCCUUUUGCAUGUGGAAAGUUAAGUUUAACUGUUUAAGUGUGGACUCUAGGGUGAGAUCAACAGGGGUUGCUCUAGUUUCACGUUGUGAUUGUUGCGAUAAGGGACAAGUGGAAACACUGGAUCAUGUGCUCAACUCUGGUGAUAUUGCUAAAGUAGUUUGGAAAUGGGCCUCCUUGGCCUUGGGAGUGCACUACUUUGAGGCACAAUCAUGGUGGAUAAGAGUUAAUCGAUGGUUUACAUGUGCAAAAAAUGUUUCACAGCGUGGAAUCUUAAUUGGGCUAUUACCAAGUUUGAUUACAGGGAAGCUUUGGGGAUGUCGAUGCAAGGCACGUAUGGAAGGGAAUCGAGAAUUUGCAGAGGAGGUAUGGUUAGCUAUAAAGGCUUGGUUGCGUCUCCUUGCUGAAGAAAUAGUUAAAGUUUCAAAGCUAAGCAAAACAGUCAUGAACUUCUCAAAGCUUCAGAGCUGCCUAUGGGUUCUAAGAGGUGGGGGAGUGACUAGGGAUCAUUAUGAUAAUUUGGUUGCUGGUUUCUGUGUUAAAUAUGGUUAUGGAAGCAACAAUGAAACAAAAUUGCGUGCUGUUAUUAUUGGGGUAGAGCUAUGUAAAGAGUUGGGUUUUCAACGGGUAGAGAUUGAAUGUGAUUCAACAGUAGUGGUAAAUUGGUUCACACCGUUUACGUAA
Messenger RNA from Fraxinus pennsylvanica, 873 nucleotides. Lineage: Eukaryota; Viridiplantae; Streptophyta; Magnoliopsida; Lamiales; Oleaceae. The record is from the annotation of a GenBank genome assembly.